This is a messenger RNA of Aspergillus mulundensis, 1014 nucleotides long. Its product is annotated as glycoside hydrolase family 5 protein. The record is from RefSeq and is a predicted model, not a curated record. Gene Ontology annotation, molecular function: hydrolase activity, hydrolyzing O-glycosyl compounds. Gene Ontology annotation, biological process: glucan catabolic process. The coding region runs from base 1 to 1014 and encodes 337 amino acids. The transcript is spliced from 6 exons. Lineage: Eukaryota; Fungi; Ascomycota; Eurotiomycetes; Eurotiales; Aspergillaceae.
AUGAGGUCCUUCGUCUUUCUAUCGUCCGUGCUAGCCCUAGUGGCGCCCUCCAAGGGCUCAUUCAUAUGGUUCGGCGUCAACGAGGCGGGCGCCGAGUUUGGCCAGGACACGUACCCCGGCGAACUAGGCACCCACUACAUCUGGCCUGACUUGGGUACCAUCGCAACCCUGAAGAACGAGGGGAUGAACAUCUUCCGCGUUGCGUUCUCCAUGGAGCGCCUGGUGCCUGACUCCUUGACUGGACCGGUUGCAACGGAGUAUUUCGAUGAUCUGGUGGAGACUGUCAAUGGCAUCACGGCCCUGGGUGCUUAUGCAGUCAUUGACCCGCACAACUUUGGACGGUACUAUGGAAAUGUCAUCACCUCUACCGACGACUUCGCAGCCUUUUGGACAAUCAUCGCCACUGAGUUCGCAUCCAAUGACCUUGUCAUCUUUGAUACCAACAACGAAUACCACACCAUGGAUCAAACUCUCGUCCUCAACCUCAACCAGGCCGCCAUAGACGCCAUCCGCGCCUCCGGCGCAACAAGCCAGUACAUUUUCGCCGAAGGCAACUCCUGGUCCGGCGCCUGGACCUGGGUAGACGUAAACGACAACAUGAAAGCCCUCACCGACCCAUCAGACAAGCUCAUCUACGAGAUGCACCAGUAUCUCGACUCCGACGGGUCCGGGACAAACCCCACCUGCGUGAGCAGCACAAUCGGCAGCGAGCGCGUAACAGCCGCAACGACCUGGCUUCGGCAGAACGGAAAACUAGGCAUUCUCGGCGAGUUCGCAGGCGCCAACAACCAGGUCUGCAAAGAGGCUGUCGCGGGCCUGCUGGAGUACCUGGAGGAAAACAGCGAUGUUUGGCUGGGAGCUCUUUGGUGGGCUGCUGGGCCUUGGUGGGGUAAUUAUAUGUUCAACUUGGAGCCCACCCAGGGCAUUGCUUACCAGGAAUACAUGGAUAUCUUGGAGCCUUACUUCCCUGGAAACGAGGACCCAGCGCUACUGCGACGAGUACAGGGACCGUAG